Molecule: messenger RNA, 1864 nt
Organism: Corythoichthys intestinalis (scribbled pipefish)
Lineage: Eukaryota; Metazoa; Chordata; Actinopteri; Syngnathiformes; Syngnathidae
Gene: map1lc3b
Product: microtubule-associated protein 1 light chain 3 beta
Exons: 4
Coding region: 239-619 (126 amino acids)
Biological process (GO): autophagosome maturation; autophagosome assembly; macroautophagy
Cellular component (GO): autophagosome; autophagosome membrane; cytosol
Molecular function (GO): ubiquitin protein ligase binding; microtubule binding
Source: RefSeq, a predicted model, not a curated record
UCAGAGGUCAGCUGACGGGUUUGUUUUGCUCGCUUUUCCCAGCUCGUCAUGAUAAAAACACAGAGGAAGGAAGCGAGCACGUCGAAGCACAUCGGGUAACGUCAACAGCUCCUCACUGCCAUUACCACACAGUUCCACGCGUCCUUUGUCACGGACGGUGUCGUCAACAGCGGCCUUUUUGUUUGCUGACACCGCCAUUUACCUCCGUUGUCGACUGGGACGACGACUUUGACGCAGUAUGCCUUCAGAGAAAUCCUUCAAACAAAGAAGAACAUUCGAUCAGAGGGUAGAAGAUGUCCGGCUGAUCCGAGAGCAGCACCCUAACAAGAUACCUGUGAUCAUUGAAAGGUACAAAGGAGAAAAACAGCUGCCCAUCUUGGACAAGACAAAGUUCUUGGUGCCAGACCAUGUCAACAUGAGUGAACUGAUCAAGAUUAUCAGGCGGCGCCUCCAGCUGAACUCCAACCAGGCUUUUUUCCUGCUGGUCAACGGCCACAGCAUGGUGUCAGUCUCUGCCGCCAUCUCGGAGGUGUAUGAGCGCGAGCGUGACCAAGAUGGCUUCCUGUACAUGGUCUACGCUUCCCAGGAGACCUUUGGCGCCGACCCGACCCCCCAGUGAUCGCUCUUCUCUCUUAUUCCUCCCGGCCAGCCAUUGGACAAUUGUAUUUUUUUGUUUUAAAUUUGCUCCUUUCCGUGUUGUUUCCAGUAGUAACGCCGUCUCCUCGCCACGUUAGUCUAACUAAAACAAUCCGCUAAACGUAAGCGCCAAGUAGAGGCUUUUCUGUUUUGACUGCAGAGCGUCUGAGCCCCAGUCUUUAACGGGCUGUCAUGGCAACGUAGCAUUUAUUCCCGUGUUGUGGCUAGAUGAAUCUUCCACUUACUUCUAUUCAUCUUUCGGUACGUCUCAGCUUGCCGUUUCACAAAAGUAGUGCGUUACCGCUGCUUUUUAUAUCUUUAUAUUAGCAAAUGAACAAAGCUAACGCGAUUUGAAGCAUUGCCCAAGUGGAUGUAGCCUCAAGGAUGACCUAACUGCAUGUCCAAUUGUAUAGAACGAAACAAUUCAGCGCUGCUCAUUUUGUAAAUAAUGGCAACCCAUUAACUGCAGCACAUCAAUAUUACGUUGGCUUCACCCUCUGGCCUGAAUACGGUCACGUCUGACGCCAAAAAUGAGGUUACGUUCACUUUUUAUACUGUUUCAUCAACCUCCUCUAGUUCACCUGGUGUGUUCUGCUUUCUUCCGGUUUAUCGAACUGACAGUGUCAACUAUAUUAAACGGUUUUAUCGACUCUCAUUCCCUGCCAGCUUUCUCGAUUAAAAUGGAUGUUUGACGGCUAUCACCGUCAAUGGCAGUGAAUGAGUAACACAAUUACCAAGUUGGUCACUAAAAUUAGUCCGGUGGAGAAACUUGAUGGUUUUUUUUUUCUUUCUUUUUUUAGUCUCAAGUAAUUAGCUGUUUUAGUAAGUUAAAGAAAAGUGAAUAAGGUCUUACAAGUGUGUAGCUGUGUCAGUGUGUUGACUUUGGUACACAGGGUUGAUUUCUUGUCGCUGUUGUUGCCAUUCAACACGCGCAGCUGCGCACGGGGACCUUUGUGCUUUUUAUGUUGCGCUUCAACUGCUUUUAUAAUGCAGUAUUUUAUUUAUCAUUUGGAUUUCUUUAAUUUAACUCUCAUUGUUCAACAAGUCUUUAUCCUCAAUCUUUCCAGCUAUUUCUGCAUUGGACAAGUCAAAGCCACUGUGUGUUUAUUGCUGAGGGGAGAGCAUUUGUGUGUCUUCCAGCCCCUCCAUUUCUCACACAUUCACACUGAGCAAUAGCCAUAUGUGUAUUUAUGUUGGUAUUUUGUUAACAAUAAAAGGUUAAAAAAGA